Messenger RNA from Gigantopelta aegis, 7330 nucleotides. RefSeq names its product serine/threonine-protein kinase 36-like. The record is from RefSeq and is a predicted model, not a curated record. NCBI's taxonomy places the organism in Eukaryota, Metazoa, Mollusca, Gastropoda, Neomphalida, Peltospiridae. Gene Ontology annotation, biological process: protein phosphorylation. Gene Ontology annotation, molecular function: ATP binding; protein kinase activity. Gene Ontology annotation, cellular component: cytoplasm. The transcript is spliced from 34 exons. The coding region runs from base 86 to 4087 and encodes 1333 amino acids.
AAGAGAAGAAAUUCUAAAAAUCUAAAUAGAAAAAUGAAUUCCUAUUAUCAUGUAGUUUUGGGUUGAACAGUAGAUUCAUUCAACAAUGGACAACUACCAUGUGCUGGAUAUUAUUGGUGAAGGUUCAUUUGGAAAAGUCUAUAAGGGAAGAAAAAAGUUCAGUGGUCAGAUUGUGGCUUUGAAGUUUAUUCCCAAAGUAGGAAAAUCUGAAAAAGAACUUCGUAGUUUGCGGCGUGAGAUUGAGAUAAUGCGAGGUUUGCACCAUGACAACAUCAUCGAAAUGUUGGACAGUUUUGAAACUGACAAAGAAGUUGCUGUAGUUACUGACUAUGCAGAGGGUGAAUUGUUUCAGAUUUUAGAAGAUGAUGGCAAUCUUCCAGAAGAACAGGUUCAGACGAUCGCCUGUCAGUUGGUUUCAGCCUUGUUUUAUCUACACUCACACCGAAUCCUACACAGGGACAUGAAGCCACAGAACAUUCUUUUAGGGAAGGAUGGAGUGGUCAAGCUUUGUGACUUCGGCUUCGCAAGAGCCAUGAGUUUUAAUACGCUCGUUCUCACAUCAAUUAAGGGAACUCCAUUGUAUAUGUCUCCAGAGUUGGUUGAAGAAAAGCCAUAUGACCACACAGCAGACUUAUGGGCUCUGGGCUGUAUAUUGUAUGAACUCUUCACUGGAACCCCUCCGUUCUUCACAACCAGUAUCUUCCAGUUAGUAAAUAUGAUAAUCAAGGACCCAGUUAAAUGGCCAAAAAACAUGAGUGUGCACUUCAAAGAUUUCUUGCAAGGUCUUCUGAACAAGAACCCAAAAGGCCGACUGUCCUGGCCUGACUUGCUGCACCAUCCAUUUGUGACAGAUGAUGUGAAAGUUUCCGAGGAAGAUACGCUGCUUCAGAGUCCGUUCACACAGCCACUCACUGCAUCCAUGAUGAUGCUGAAGGAAAAACAAGCUAAAGAGAAAGCUCAUCUUCCAGGAACAUCAAAAAUUUUAGCCAAAGCUAGGAAGAAAGCACUCGAGGAUGAAGGAAAAAAGAAGCCAGCAAAACCUCAAGCUUGGGCAGGAGAGAAAGAAGCACAGCCUGAAUCAGUUAUUCCAGUUCAUUCUGAUCGUCCACAUUCACAGGAGUGGGAUGGGAAUGCAACCAGCAAGGUCCCAUCCAGUGGAGAGACUAUUGAGCCAACACCUCGAUCUGAUCGCAUCAGUAAGGAUUACCACAAAGAAUAUCCUAGCAUCGAAAUUGAAGGUCGACGAACAAUUCGCAAGAAUCCGCCACCUGUUAAGAAAAACAUGGAGAAUGUUAAACUUGAUGGGGAGGACAUUGACAGUGAGGAUGAGUGGCAGUCAUUGAUGGAAGCUACAGAUCAAGAGAACGACCCCGAGGCAAUGUUACAGUUGUUUGAUGAUGACAAGUUUCUCGCCAAGUUGAACUCUCGAAUCCAGACCAGCAUGUCCCAGGUCCUCGACGGUAUGUUAGAGGGAGCCUCGCGUCUGCGCACUGUUCUACGGGUCAUCACAAAUCUCGUAACCAUUAAGUGUGAGGUAUUCAAAAUAAUUACGUUUGUCAAAGCCAUUUCCUUACCAAGCAGAGUUCAGAAUACACUGUCUGAGAUUUUAGAGAAAUCCAAAGUGAAGCAGCAACCCUGGUGCCAACAGAUUCUGAUAGACUUGGUUAUCGCCAUCAAUGCAUAUUUUGCCAGUGAAAUAGGUUGGAGUGAACGAAUAGACCAACCGAUUGUUGACGAGUUUUAUAAUGCAACUCAAAGGUUUCUGAGUUUAGUUCCCAAACUGAUGUAUCAACAAGUAGAUGAGGACCUCAGACUGAGAGAACAAACAACUCUGUGUUUGGUGUACCUCAGUGACACGAUGGACCGGGAUUCGCUCAAACUGGCUCAACAGUAUUUCAGUGCCUUUGUCUCUAAACACACAGCAGUUUUAGAUGCUCUUCUACAGGGCACCCAGCCCGACCCGGCAAGCUUGAUACGUCUUAAAGAACUGGCCGAGGGUGAUGUUGACAUGGCCUCGGAGCGGUAUGAGAACAUGCUCACAAUAUGUGCUGGUUGUCUGUCCUCUCUCCUGUUCGUACCGCUCGGAUCAAACAAUGGCACUGAUGGGAAGAGGAAAACUGCCCAAUACUUGGGUGAAAAGAUGGCUUCCAAGGGUCAGGAACAGAGUACUAACGACUUCCUUUUGUUGCUCAGACACCCGUCGGCUUGCAGUGCGGUUCUCAGGGUGACAUAUUCUUGUUGUCAAGUUUCAUCCAGCUUCUGUUCAUUCCUCUCCGACAAUCUCAGUCAUCUGGAGUCCCUGAUUGGUAUUCUCAUGGGCAAGGUUUCUAUAGCAGACAUGGAGGUGAACACAGUAACCGAGAUGGUUCUUCACAUCUUCAGCACAAUUAUCAUCCAGCUGCAGAAAAUACCCAUUAUUUUGAAUGAAGCAGCAGGCAUGAUGGUUUCCUUUUUCCUUGACUCCACGAUCGCCAGUCACACGGCUGCAGCUGCCUUGCUCUUCAGCCAGAUGGUGUACUGUGGUGUGGCGGUCGAGGUCCAGCCAGAGGAGAUGUUACAGGCGUGUUUAGCGGUCUUCACCGACCUUGCUGAGAUAUGUGUUCGCUGUCCAUUUGACUAUGGCGUGCUUGAUGGCUUGUUGCUACUACUUUGUGAACUACUAGCUCAGGCCGAUGUUCCUGUGGCCCAGCUGUACAUUGAGAGUGGUAUCUGGAACGCUCUAUGGCACCGUGUGGCCCAGGCCCUGCACGUGACGGACGUCGCGUCCAACAUGCCCAUCCACGACAUGGAGACGGAGGGGGAGGUGGUCACCAGCUUCUCCCCGCCCGACUGGAACCUCGUGUCUCCACAGGGACUGAUGGCCGUGCUCCAGAUGGCCGUGUCAGUGUUUGCUAAAGAAACGUAUCAGUGUAUUCCCAAUCUAGCUGCUGCAGACAGUGUCGUCAUGCUGACCAUGGUCCACGUCCUGCACAAGCAGUUUCUCCAGACGGUCAUUGACGGUUUCAGAGAUGAUGGCAUGCAGUUAAUUAUUGACAUGAUCUUGGAGAUUACUCAGCUCUGCUGUUUUCCAUUUGCUGUGGAUGCCAAUGAGGAACUGUUGAUGGAAAUACAACACUGCCUGUAUACCACCAAUCUUCUGCCGCGGCUGGUGUUUGCCUGCUCCAAGUAUCUGACGAAGGAACACCUAGAGACGCCCAUGGGUCUGGUAGCCAGACUGGUUCUGGGAAACAGGAUCUUUGUGAAGCAGUUCGCAGCAACCAUGGAUGAAAUAAAGGGUGUGACUUUCCUGUCGGAAGCAAUAAAAGAUGACAAUCCAUUGUCAGUUGUGUGUGAUACUAUCUCGGUUUGCAGUCAUUUAGUACGGACCUCACCAGAACAUCUCACUCUUGUGAAGGCUGUCUUCAGAGGAAACAAAGGUGAUUUUGAACCACUGUCACGACUAAUAAGUCACAAGUCGGAAGCAGUGAAAUCUCGAACAUGCAGUCUGCUGGGAAAUCUGAUGAAACAUGAUGGACAGUUCUACCCUGUUCUUAAACAAAGGGAAAAGAUUUUCAGUGCACUUAUAUCAUGCUUAAAAGAUGAAGAUUCUAAUGUUAGAAAGGGUUCUAGUUACGCAGUCGGCAAUGCCAGUUACCACAACAGUGAGUUGUACAUCAAGUUGAAAUCUGCCAUUCCUCACUUGGUCGACCUCCUCCGUGACCCGGUCACGAAAACCAGGGCCAAUGCAGCCAGUGCGUGUGGUAAUCUGGGAAUGCAUUCCAACACCUUGUGUGCAGACAUCAAAAAGGCGAAGGUCAUACAGCACCUGAUUGAUAUUGUGCACAUUGAAACGCAAUCAAGUGUUCAAGUGAAUGCUCUGUUAGCUCUACGCAGCCUUGCACAGCAGGAAGAACUCAGAAAAGAAAUGGUGUCGUCCGAUGCUGUGAACAAGUUAUCUGCGAUGGCCGAGGCUGGCACACCUCGCCCUCCGAGUACCGCAUCCCGUCCGUCCUCCCAGCUGUCACGACCCGACAGCGCACUCAGCAACCCAGGGGAGGCAACCGUCCUGUCCCACUGCAGCAAGCUCAUUCGCGUCUUACAGACUUAGUCACGGUCCACCGUCUUGUCCCACUGCAGCAAACUCAUUCACGUCUUACAGUCUUAGUCACGGUCCACCGCCCUGUCUCACUGCAGCAAGCUCAUCUGUGACUUAACAGACUUAGUCACGGUCCACCGUCUUGUCCCACUGCAGCAAACUCAUUCACGUCUUACAGACUUAGUCACGGUCCACCGCCCUGUCUCACUGCAGCAAGCUCAUCUGUGACUUAACAGACUUAGUCACGGUCCACCGUCUUGUCCCACUGCAGCAAACUCAUUCACGUCUUACAGACUUAGUCACGGUCCACUGCCCUGUCUCACUGCAGCAAGCUCAUCUGUGACUUAACAGACUUAGUCACGGUCCACCGUCUUGUCCCACUGCAGCAAACUCAUUCACGUCUUACAGACUUAGUCACGGUCCACUGCCCUGUCUCACUGCAGCAAGCUCAUCUGUGACUUAACAGACUUAGUCACGGUCCACCGUCUUGUCCCACUGCAGCAAACUCAUUCACGUCUUACAGACUUAGUCACGGUCCACCGCCCUGUCUGACUGCAGCAAGCUCAUCUGUGACUUAACAGACUUAGUCACGGUCCACCGUCUUGUCCCACUGCAGCAAACUCAUUCACGUCUUACAGACUUAGUCACGGUCCACUGCCCUGUCUCACUGCAGCAAGCUCAUCUGUGACUUAACAGACUUAGUCACGGUCCACCGUCUUGUCCCACUGCAGCAAACUCAUUCACGUCUUACAGACUUAGUCACGGUCCACUGCCCUGUCUCACUGCAGCAAGCUCAUCUGUGACUUAACAGACUUAGUCACGGUCCACCGUCUUGUCCCACUGCAGCAAACUCAUUCACGUCUUACAGACUUAGUCACGGUCCACCGCCCUGUCUCACUGCAGCAAGCUCAUCUGUGACUUAACAGACUUAGUCAUGGUCCACGAAUAGCAACACUCCAUGUCAUUCAUUUCAACUUCAUAUUCAUGCUUACCGUAAUUUCCUUCAUAUUGCCUGCAGUCUAUACAUUUUAAAGGUACUCCCUACAGACUAUCUGACUGUGCAGGCUAUGUGACCAUCUCUGUUUCUCAGGACUGAAAGAUAAGUGGGCAUUAAAAAAAAUUAAACAAAUUUUCGAUGUCAGAGAUUAAGCCCAUGAUAGGUGUGCUUGAAACCUUCGUGGUAAUGUGGCACGUAUAAAGAGUUCUCACUCACUCACUCGGACAGACUGUAUAAUAAAAGAACAUCAAGUAAACAAUGAUACAUCAAUAUUUAUUUUUAAAACUCCAGUAUUUGAAUGCAGUCAGCUUACCCAGUACAGUGUUCAUGGUGGUAAUGUGACCAGUUGUCUUUCAUACAGACAGUCCAUGGACUAUACUAUCCACUGGAGUGGGCUAUCUGACAAUCAUUUAUCUGCUUUCAUUUUGUAAAAAAAAAAAAAAUCAUAGCUAGUUGUGGGCUAUCUGCCGUAGUGUAGCGGUCAGUAGGCACUGACGGAUCGGGUACAAACUCUAUAUCAGAUUUUGGUUACAAUAGCAAAGAUUAAUGUGAUUAAAAAAAGGCUCACAAGUGUGUGUGUGUGCGUGUGUGUGGGUGGGGGGGGGGGGGCAUGUGCCCCCCAGGCCCCCCUGGUUCCUUUGGGCCUGCAGAAGACUUUUGCUCAUAAACAUCUUCUGUUUGAUUGCGUGAUAUAUACAGUACCUAUUAUUUGCUGAAGGAAGCUUGGCCAGUGGGCAUUAGAAAGUGCUAGUGGAACAACUGGAAUUAACAGGUUUGAUAACAUGUUUUAAUGUUUAUUAAUACAGGACCAAACAAGAACAGAAAUUUAGGAUUUUUGCUCAGGUUGUAAAUGAUGCAUUUUUGUAACAUAUAUUUGAAAGGCCUUUGAAUGCAUGUUUUGAAUGAAUAUUUAUGUAUCCACUCUACUUUGUUAACCAUAACAAGCUGUGUAUGAAAAACAGAACAAUGUGACAUCCUUUAUAAUACACAAGUUGAACGUACGCAUUGGUAUGCAAAAAAUGAUGUCUCUAUGUAAACUGGUGACUGGUGGUAGUUAUACAGAAUGAUCUUUUUACAAGACAAAACUAUCAUAAUCGUUAAACUUUCAUAAUCAUUGUUAAACAGAUUCAUAAUCCGAGCCAUAAUAUACCAUUAUUGAUUAAUGAAAUAUAAUUAAUCCUUGCAAAAUGUAACAAUAGGCCUGCAAUGUUGGAAUGGAUCUCUUAAUGUGUAACUGAAUUAUGAAAAAUAAUGUUUUAAAAACAGUUUUACUUGUUGUAGUAAAACCUUUGACUUGGAUAAAGUUUGGGAUGUGUGAAGCAAUUACACAGUCGUAUCCUUUUAUUUAUGUAUAGAAUUUUGUAGGUUUGCCAUAAUUGAGAGGAAGGCAGAUGAAACUCAAGCUCUUAUCACAUUAUUGUAACAUUUCAUUUUUCUGGAUUUAUCCAGAAUGCCAGAUUUUUUAUUGUCUGUUUAAUGUUGCCAGGUUUUCUGUUAUUUGUUAUAUUUUCUGUCCAAAAUAUAAGAUUUGUUUUGGGUAAUACAUUGCAUACAUUCUGAAUGGGGCUGCCAGUUUAGAUUAUUGUGCAACCCUAACCAUAGGGCCAAUCUUAGUAUCUGACCAUCACUAUUAUAUUAUUUUAAUUUUUUUUUUUCAUAACUCACUUUCAUCUCUGAUUAACUUAUUUCUGUACUUAUAUCAAAUUAAGAUUCAAGCACAUUAUCCUGGGCAUACAACUCUGCUAUCUGGGGUUGUCUGUCCAGGACAGUGAGUUAAUGGUUAGUUACUAUAACAAUUCUCUGACAGGUCAUAGUUAAAGCUGAAUAUUCAUCACUGUUGAGAGUUUGUACCAACUGUGCUGGUGUCCCAGUCUGGGCGAUGUACCAGUUAUAGUACAAUAUAUUAAAGAAAACGAAUAGCCUCUGUGAUGGCAACAUAUUCCUUUUUUUUACCAGGUAAUGUGCCAUAUUAAUUAUCAUAUUAACCCUUACUUAUACGAGUGCUGGGCUGUUCUUUGAUAAACAUUCCUUUCCAAUACAGUUGUAGUGAGUGUCUCGAACUAGAAAUUUAAAAGAAAUCCAAAAUCAUCCAUUGUACUGACUGUGACAUAGAAAUGUCUCCACAAAGCAGAAAAUCAAAUAUACGGGUGUAGGAAUCUGUCAGAAAGUGUGUGUGUGUGUGUGUGUGUGUGUGUGUGUGUGUGUGUGUGUGUGUGUGUGUGUGUGUGUGUGUGUGUGUGUGUGUGUGUGUGUGUGUG